CACUUUUGUCCUGUUUCUCCUCUGGUGUAAGGGAACAACAUGUACCCAGUGUUAGCAUCUCCUCUGCAGUGAAUGAACUGCUGUGUGCUGCGCUCUCUGCCCACUGCCACCACAAUCGGAAGCCUCACACCCUACAACAUGAAGCCUGCCGGAGCACCCAAACCCGGGAUUUUACCUCAUAUUGUUUGGAUAGUCUUGCUUGGAUUGUUUAGUUCAGGUGGAGUUGUGUCCGUCAACAUGACCAUCCCCUCCACCCUGAUCCGCUCCACCGUGGGAGGAGAGGCCCUGCUGUCCGUGCGCUACGUCAGCUCCAGCUUGGACUUGCCUGUCAUCAAAUGGACCCUGAAGAAGGAGAAGUCUGUCACUGUGGUGCAAUCCAUCGGCACGGACAUCAUCGGUACGCUCAGGCCAGAGUACAGGGAUCGCAUCCUGGUCUUUGAGAAUGGGACCCUGCUCCUUCAUAACCUGCGCCUGUCUGACGAUGGGACCUACUUCGUUGAGAUCUCCAUCACUGAUGACAUCUUUACCGGGGAGGGCAGCAUUACACUCACGGUGGAUGAGGUCAUAUCCAAACCAUUCGUCCACACAGAGUCCUCUUCGGUGUUGGAGCUAACCGAAAAUGUGCUCCUCAAUUGUUCCCAUAACAACGGAACCAAGGCUAACUACACAUGGCUGAAGGGCGGGAAGCAGUUGACCAAUGAGACGAGGUUUAUCCUGUCACCUGACCAGAAGUACCUGACCAUCAAACGGGUGCUGAUGAGUGAUGAUGACCUGUACAGCUGCGUGGUGCACAACCCAGUGGGCACAGAGACAAGCCUGCCUUUUAGACUGUCUGUGUACAGAAGAAGCUCUCUGUACAUUAUUCUGUCCACUGGAGGACUGUUUCUGCUCAUCACACUGGUCACAGUAUGUGCCUGUUGGACCCCACCACAAAAGUCUAAGAAGCCCUCCAGAAAGCCUUUGGACAGGUUAUAUGACUACUCAGACUGUCCGGUCAAUCACACAGGUGAAUUAUCUCCAAAAACGAGAACAGAGAGCACUAGGAAGCCUGCAGUAACGUCUCUUUAUGUACUACAACACAAGGUUCCCUCUGACGACUCUCACUCUGAAAACGGUGGACCUCCUCACUACAGCCCGUAUCCAACACGACCGCAGGCCAUCGUGAACCUGAGCCCAGUCACACCCCCAGCCCCGCGCUCCAUCCUCAAGUGUAGCUAACUGUCAUCAAAUAUGAAGGCAGUUAUCAUUUAAUACAGCAAGAUACUAUGCAUUAAAGGUGUACUGUGUCACUUUUCUGAUGGUAGGGCUGCCACCUGUUUGUCUCCUUUUGUUUUGUCUGAAAUGUUUAUUUAAGCACAGGUUUUUAUGGCUCAAAAAUACCUUAAAAUUGUUCAUUGUUACUAUGAAAGCAGUCACCAUUCCACAGAUCUGACAUACACAGUGCACCUUUAAAUACAGACAGUGGUACGAGGGUAGAUAGUAUGGUAACUGUUGUUGGAGUAGUUUUUGCACAACUUGUAGUAUUACUGUACAUUUCUUUAUUUAUUUGGCAAUACUUUCCACUAUAUGAAAAGCUCAAUAAGUGAUAGAAAACAUGCAUUUUUACUGUGAAAGAGGUCACAUCUCCACUGAUCUGACCUGUAACUUGGCACGGUGAGUGGCAAAGCAAUAUCAUCUCCACGCAGAUGUAGCCUAUUCGCCAUGAGAAAAGUUACAUAGUGCACCUUUAAUAAUAUAGAGUGGCAGGAGGUUUAGUUAGUAUGGUAACUGUUGGACUGAGUAGUUUUUGCACAUCACAUUGUGGCAGAUCUGAAAGCAUCUGACAGUAGUAUAUUCAAACUCUUUAAAGACUUUGUACAAUCACCAUCAUUAUGUGUCAUCCAUUUUCAAUUUAAUUAAUUUAUUCAGUUAUACUUUUUACUGUGAAAAACUAACAAAGACUUAGUGACUAACCUUUUAAUGUGUCCUUGUAUAUAUUGUACAUAUCAUUUUUGGUGAAUUUUUUGUUGUUGUUGUCAUUUCAGAGGUUAUACAUGUUUGCAAAAUGUCUGUUAUUUUUUUGGCAGUGAACUAAUUUUGUGAUUGGGUUUUAAUAUAAAUAGUUGGAUGUAUUGUUGUGGUAUUAGUUAACUUAAUAAAUAUGUGAAACU
Periophthalmus magnuspinnatus is the source of this 2150-nucleotide messenger RNA. Its product is annotated as hepatocyte cell adhesion molecule-like. The record is from RefSeq and is a predicted model, not a curated record. The coding region runs from base 73 to 1218 and encodes 381 amino acids. NCBI's taxonomy places the organism in Eukaryota, Metazoa, Chordata, Actinopteri, Gobiiformes, Gobiidae. The transcript is spliced from 7 exons.